Molecule: messenger RNA, 2401 nt
Organism: Lucilia cuprina (Australian sheep blowfly)
Lineage: Eukaryota; Metazoa; Arthropoda; Insecta; Diptera; Calliphoridae
Exons: 4
Coding region: 163-1626 (487 amino acids)
Source: RefSeq, a predicted model, not a curated record
CAUGGCAAUCAUGUCUAAAAUAUAAUGCUACAAAUACAUACAUGUGAAUGUGUCAAAAAAAUGUAACGGGAAAAUUUGUCAAUUUAAGUGAAAAAAGACGUGCACAAAAAUUUGUUAAAUGUGAAAAAAAUUUAUUUUGUACUUAUAAGCACAAAGUGAGAAAUGGAAAAGAAUAGAAGACAAUUUUAUAACUCCUGGAUGAAAGAAGACUGGACAAAAGGCUGGCUUGUUCCUAUCGAGCAGGCACCUGAAUGGAGCCAUAGUGGACCAUCUCAUGGAGCGUGGUGCAAGGUUUGUAAAGUUGGACUGCAGUGCCAAAAAAAAGAUGUAAAAAAACACGGACUGACAGAAAAACAUAGGAUAAAUUUAAAUUCGUUGAAGCCAUCAAAUACAAUUGAAAAUUAUGGUAUAUUAAAAACAUCAAAAGAAAGUAAGAUUUUUGAAAUAAGAUUGGCAAUGUAUAUAUCUACGCACACAAGCAUAAUAUCCGUCGACCAUUUAUGUGAUCUAUUUCCCAAAACACUACAAAUUAAUAACAAAUCACUUACGUUAAAAAUGCAUCGAACCAAAUGUUCGGCUUUAAUUAAGUAUGUUAUUGCGCCAACACUACUAGAAGAAUUGUUAUUAAAUGUUGGUAAUGGAAAAUAUUCUUUAAUAGUUGAUGAAUCAACUGAUAUAUCUAGAGUAAAGUGGAUGGCAAUUUGUAUACGUUAUUUUAAUCAAAAGGAAGUCAAAAUAAUGACAGAAUUUUUAGGAAUUUUGGUUGUGGAGGAGGCAACAGCAGUUGCGUUAUAUGAAAGUCUCCGAGAAUUUUUAAAAAGAAAUAAGCUAAGCAUAAGUAAUUUAGUUGCUAUUGGUACCGAUGGGGCUAACAAUAUGUGUGGGUCCAGGAAUUCACUUUACUCCCUUCUAAAGAAAGAAAAUUCGUCAGUCAAAUUGGUCAAAUGUAUUUGUCAUUCUUUAAAUUUGUGUAGCUCUGAAGCAGCCAAAUCAAUUCCCAAUUCUGUGGAAUUUCUCGUUAAAGAAACGUACAAUUACUUUUCAAACUCUCCAUUGCGGACACUUAAGUAUAAAAAAAUUUUUGAUUUAAUUAAUUUGGGUGUAGACUCAAAUAAGUUUUACAAACUAGUACAAAUUUCAAAUACAAGAUGGCUAUCAUAUGGAAAAGCAGUUAAAAGGGUAUUGGAGCAGUGGCUUGAGUUGCAAUAUCAUUUCAACAUUAUAGCAACUAAUGAUAACGAGAAAAUGGCACAACAUAUAUCAUUUGAAUUACAAAACAACACAAAUAUAUUGUAUUUACUAUUUUUAUAUCCAAUAUUAAGUGAAGUGAAUUCUGUCAAUUUAUUAUUUCAAGGAGAAAACAUUGACUUGUAUUCCGGUUAUGAGCACUUAGUGUUGCUUUUUAUGUCAAUUUGUUCCAAAAUUAUUAAACCUGAAUUUAUUGAAAACUGUGCCGAUAAAAUGUACAUUAUAAUAAAUAAUGAAGAUUGUUAUUUAGAUGUUGACGAUAUUGAAGUUGGAAUAGAAUGUUCAGAAGAAUUGAAAUAUCUCCCGCUAUCGGACGUUAUUGAAUUUAAAAAAAAACUGCUUUCGUUAUUUAAAAAUAUUGGCAAUGGAAAUGAUUAAGAGAUUUCCUGAAAAUAUAAAAAAUUUGGAACAUUUUAGAAAUUUACAGUUUAAAAAUAUUAAAAACAAAUUUGAAUCCGUAUAUGGCAUUUUGAAAAAUUCUAUGGAUGAUGAAAUUGCAAUAAAUACAUAUGAAAACCAAUGGAAUAAAUUACAACAUAUUGACUUGCAAAAACACACAAACAACAAUAUACCUAAGGACAUUUUUGGGUUUUGGGCAAAAAAUGUUGGAAUCAUUAAUACGAAUCAAAUCUUAUUUAAACAAUUACAAUAUAUGUUGCUAUAAAUUUGAAGUUCCUGAAUCUAUGGUAAAAAGGUUUAAUUCAGAUAAUAUGUAUAAACAACAACCAAUUGAAGAAAACGACGAUGAACUUGAGGCAUAUAAUAUAUUGACAUUCUGAAAUGGCUUUAAUUUCAGGAAAUAUAUUUCAAGAUGAUCUCAUUUAAGGGAUUUUUACAUUAUAUAUUUAAUUUUGAUGUAGAGAUAUCAAAGUAAUCCUUGACCAAUAAAAUAUUUGCAAUUUUCUUGCUUAACCGUCAUAAAAAAAAUUAUAUUUGUUCAAUUAACAAUCGGUGUCGUAGAGUUGUAUUAAAUGUGGUAUUUUUCCAUAUAUAUACAGUUUUGUUUUCAAAAGAAAACAAUUAUAAAAAAAAUUAUAAUUAAAUUAUAGGUUUUCUGUCAAUUCAAACUCAUUCAAACCCAAAUUCGUACUUUUUGGUAAACUAUUUAAAGCAAGAAAAAUAAAUGUAAAAAUGUAGCCAAAAAACUACAUAA